Messenger RNA from Fusarium verticillioides 7600, 583 nucleotides. RefSeq lists its product as hypothetical. The transcript has 2 exons. Bases 343 to 582 code for a protein of 79 amino acids. NCBI's taxonomy places the organism in Eukaryota, Fungi, Ascomycota, Sordariomycetes, Hypocreales, Nectriaceae. The record is from RefSeq and is a predicted model, not a curated record.
CUGGCCACUUCAUACAUGCACUGUCCUCUCUGGUUGUCCUCUCAUUGUCUCUUCCUGCGUGGAUAGGGCACGGGAAUCCUCUCUGCACCUCAAGCGACUUUAUUACUUGACUCGGAGAAAGAUAUCCAUGCUGAUCCAUGGCGGUUGAUGUGGAGGUGCAUGUUGGCGAUAAAGAAAGUCGAAGAGAAUUCGUAACAUCGCAACGGGAUGUUUGAGGGUACCAGAUUGUUAUCUAGACGAUGGGAGUGACAUAUCUGAGUCAUUAUAGAGGUACCUCAGCACGAUUUGGACGAAGCCACCAAGAUGUCAAUUAUCAGCUAGGAAAAUUAGAAGACGUAAGUUAUGCAACCAGGAAAGGCACAUAGGCAGGCGCAUUACCUAGGUGCUGAGACAGGGACCUCGGAUUUGAGGUUAUCUGCACCUUCUGUACGGAGUACCACUUUCCUCCGGACUAUCCAUGAUGGUUCAACUUACAGGAGUCUGCCCAAAGGAAAUAGAAACUCACUAGUGCUGCUCCUCCCCCAUCUUGUCGAUUACACUUACCUUGAGAUCAAGAUUGAUCUCAGCAUGGACCUUCCCUAGC